AUGAUUCGUGCAGCAUCCAAACAAUGCUUACAGAGUCUGCCACAAAGGCCUGUAGUCAGUGCGGCAGCUCUGAGACGGGGUUUCGCAAGCGGCAAGCCUGAACCGUCACAGGAAACACAAGCCAAGGAACAGAUCUCGCAGAAGGACAACGCAUCUGCUACAGAAGAGUCGAAACAAGCCAAGCCUUCAGGUCGCAAAACUAUGGCAGAACUAGAUGAGGAAGUGAAGCUGAAGCUGGCUGGCCUGGCUGGAGAUGGCGGAGAGGCGGGCGUCGAGUACGAGGAUGGACAGCCAGUUGCGAUGAAGCGCAGCGUCAAAAACAAUAUGUUCCGAUACAUAUAA
This is a messenger RNA of Truncatella angustata, 342 nucleotides long. RefSeq lists its product as uncharacterized. Bases 1 to 342 code for a protein of 113 amino acids. The transcript has a single exon. The record is from RefSeq and is a predicted model, not a curated record. NCBI's taxonomy places the organism in Eukaryota, Fungi, Ascomycota, Sordariomycetes, Amphisphaeriales, Sporocadaceae.